Caenorhabditis remanei is the source of this 2067-nucleotide messenger RNA. RefSeq lists its product as uncharacterized. The transcript is spliced from 14 exons. NCBI's taxonomy places the organism in Eukaryota, Metazoa, Nematoda, Chromadorea, Rhabditida, Rhabditidae. The coding region runs from base 1 to 2067 and encodes 688 amino acids. The record is from RefSeq and is a predicted model, not a curated record.
AUGUCAUGUUAUCGAAACUGUAUCAAAUGUAUGCUACUUUUGUUUCUCAUUGGAUUAGCUGUAUUGAAUACUUAUAGUUAUUGGAAGGAUAGUCUGAACGUGAAUACGGAAAAGACUAGUAUGCAUCCAGAAGUUACUGUAGAACAGAGUUCUAUUACUCCAUUCCAUUGUCCGUUUGAAUCUUGGAAUCAAGUACAUUCUGAUAUUGUACCAAAUGAGAAUCUUCAUCUGGAAUGGAUCCAGAAUAAUAUUUCACGACGAGACAAUAUUUUGGAGUCACAAAUUCGACUAUUGUCUUCUUUCGUCUAUCCGGAUCAUAUUUCAAUUAUAACGAAUUCACAGAGGAGUUAUGGCCAAAAAGUCUACUGUCGCUACUAUAACUGCCUCCGAGAAGAGAUCUCCAACUCCUCGUAUCAAUCAAUAUUUUUCCCAAUGAAUGUAAUCAGAUGUCCGAGAAGAAUUGGUGUGAAAUAUAUGUCGAUUAGUUUUGAUUCGGAAGAGAUACCACAAGAACCGAUUCCACUUGUUUAUAGAGUUUUUGAAGCGCCAAUCCACGAGGUAUCAGUAUGCGUCGGUCCGAUAUACGGAUCGGAGAGCAAGUGGUUAGAAGUUGUAGAGUUUAUAGAACAUUAUAAACUGAUUGGUGUACGGUACUUCUAUUUUACAGUAUUCAAUAUGAAUGAGUACAGUCGGAAGAUUAUUGAUGAGUAUCUGAGAACAGGAGAAAUCGAGUUGACCGUGAUCCAAUCAGAAUACAAAACAAUAGAUUGGCAGUUUCAUCUCCUCCAGAUUAAUGAAUGCCACCAACGGAGUAAACAUCAUUCGAAAUGGGUUAUAAACGUGGAUAUUGAUGAGAGAUUGGUUAUUUUGGAUGAUAAAAUAAAAUCAGUUGGAAGUUUAUUGAGUGGAUAUAAUGAUACAGUUGCUGAGGUCGGAUUUGCGAUUCGAAGAAUUCAGCUCAGACACUACCGUACCAUUGAGAAGAAUAUCCUUGGAUCCGGAUGGCUGAUUGAUCCAAAUUACAAAAACUUUACAAUUGUUCCGGAAGAAACGGAAUUCGCAGAGAAACUGAAGGAGAAUAUCCGCGCAGCCAUGGACCGUGGUCAAUGUGGAAUAUUCAAUGUUGCCCCGUUCUUGGAAUGUGCUUCUCAAGGAAAAGACAAUUCCGAGUGUUGUCGACAUCGUGGAAUCGUUCAGAAGACCCCUUCUACUACUCCAUUCCAAUGCCCGGUUGAAUCUUGGAACCAAGUACAUUCUGAUAUUGUCCCAAAUGAGAAUCUUCCUCUGGAAUGGAUCCAGAAUAAUAUCUCACGACGAGACAAUAUUUUGGAAUCACAAAUUCGACUAUUGUCUUCUUUCGUCUAUCCGGAUUAUAUUUCAAUUAUAACGAAUUCACAGAGGAGUUAUGGAACAGGAGAAAUCGUGUUGACCGUAAUCCAAUCAGAAUACAAAACAAUAGAUUGGCAGUUUCAUCUCCUCCAGAUUAAUGAAUGCCACCAACGGAGUAAACAUCAUUCAAGAUGGGUUAUAAACGUGGAUAUUGAUGAGAGAUUGGUUAUUUUGGAUGAUAAAAUAAAUUCAGUUGGAAGUUUAUUGAGUGGAUAUAAUGAUACAGUUGCUGAGAUAAUCUCCGAAAUGGAAUUCCUCAAAUACAACGUGUCUUCUCCAGUCACUUGGUGUGCCUACAAAACUAUUUAUCGACCAGAAAAGAUCGCAGCAAUGUAUUAUCACUGGGCAUAUCAGAUGUAUCCUGAAACAGUGGCUGAGUAUGUGAAAAGCGAAAUUGCGCUGUUCAGACACUAUCGUACCACUGAGAAGAAUAUCCUGGGCGCUGAAUGGCUGACUGAUCCAAAUUACAAAAACUUUUCAAUUGUUCCGGAAGAAACGAAAUUCGCAGAAAAACUGAAGGAGAAUAUAUUGAAAAAGAUCAAAUAUGUAUACGAUCAACGGGUUUUGAACUGUGAAGAGAUAGCUGAGAUACCGUAUGAAGAGUAUAAAGAAUUUGGACAUGACAUCUUUAAUUGUACAUUUCGAAAUGAAACUGGUAGUAAUAAAAGUGUUGAUUGA